Messenger RNA from Gracilinanus agilis (Agile Gracile Mouse Opossum), 2096 nucleotides. It is a transcript of the gene MAT1A, whose product is annotated as methionine adenosyltransferase 1A. Gene Ontology annotation, biological process: S-adenosylmethionine biosynthetic process. The transcript has 9 exons. The record is from RefSeq and is a predicted model, not a curated record. Gene Ontology annotation, molecular function: methionine adenosyltransferase activity; ATP binding. NCBI's taxonomy places the organism in Eukaryota, Metazoa, Chordata, Mammalia, Didelphimorphia, Didelphidae. The coding region runs from base 214 to 1404 and encodes 396 amino acids. Gene Ontology annotation, cellular component: cytosol.
GCACAUGCUCAUUCAGUUCACUCAUUCAGUUUCUCACACAUCCUUGUUCUACUCACUCUUGCUUACAGCUCUACAGGCAGAGGCAGCCUCCUAGAUAGAAACAGCUCUGGUGGGGAGGAAAAAUUCCUUUUGACUUCCAAAGGAAACCUGGGUGCAAUCAAUCAGAACCUUCAAGCGUCCCUUUGAAGAAACUUACAGGGAAAGUGUUGCAACAUGAAUGGACCUGUGGAUGGCUUGUGUGACCAUUCUCUGAGUGAAGAAGGUGCUUUCAUGUUCACUUCGGAAUCUGUAGGAGAAGGGCAUCCUGAUAAGAUCUGUGAUCAGAUCAGUGAUGCUGUGCUGGAUGCCCAUCUCAGACAAGACCCAAAUGCCAAAGUUGCUUGUGAAACUGUCUGCAAAACCGGGAUGGUCCUACUCUGUGGGGAAAUCACUUCAGUUGCCAUGGUAGAUUAUCAGCGUGUUGUUCGAGAUGCCAUUAAACAUAUAGGCUAUGAUGAUUCAGCCAAAGGUUUUGACUUCAAGACCUGCAAUGUGCUGGUAGCACUGGAACAACAAUCUCCAGAUAUUGCCCAGUGUGUCCAUUUAGACAGAAAUGAAGAAGAUGUUGGUGCUGGGGACCAGGGUUUGAUGUUUGGCUAUGCCACAGACGAGACAGAAGAAUGUAUGCCUCUAACCAUUAUACUUGCUCAUAAACUCAAUGCCCGCAUGGCAGAUCUGAGACGCACAGGAGUUCUCCCUUGGCUAAGACCUGACUCUAAAACUCAAGUCACUGUCCAGUACAUGCAGGACAAUGGGGCCGUCAUUCCAGUACGCAUUCACACCAUUGUGAUCUCUGUGCAGCAUAAUGAGGACAUCACAUUGGAGGACAUGCGCCAGGCUUUAAAGGACCAAGUGAUCCGAGCUGUGGUGCCUUCAAAAUAUCUGGACGAAAAGACAAUUUACCACUUGCAGCCCAGUGGGCGUUUUGUCAUUGGAGGCCCACAGGGGGAUGCAGGAGUCACUGGCCGGAAGAUCAUUGUGGAUACUUAUGGAGGCUGGGGGGCUCAUGGGGGAGGAGCCUUCUCUGGGAAAGACUAUACCAAAGUGGACCGCUCUGCAGCCUAUGCAGCCCGCUGGGUGGCAAAAUCCCUAGUGAAAGCCAAAUUGUGUCGGAGAGUUCUUGUGCAAGUUUCUUAUGCAAUUGGUGUGGCUGAGCCUCUCUCAAUUUCCCUGUUCACCUAUGGAACCUCCAAAAAGACAGAGAAAGAGCUGUUGGAUGUGGUGAACAAGAAUUUCGAUCUUCGUCCUGGAGUCAUUGUCAGGGACCUUGAUUUGAAGAGGCCAAUUUAUCAGAAGACAGCAUGCUAUGGCCAUUUUGGAAGAAGCGAAUUUCCCUGGGAAGUUCCGAAAGAUCUCAAAUUUUAAUGUUGGCAGGAACCAGUCUCUUGAAGAAAACAUGAUAGGAUUCCACAUUCCAAGAUGGCCUCGGAUUUCUACUCCCUGUGACCACUCUAUAUUCAGAUCAGAGAGCUACUCAAUACUGACAGACUAAUUAUUUCUAUAGAAAUUAGUUCUGUUUUGGUCCACUGCCCUGAGAUAUUAGCCAAGUCAGGCCUAUCUUUAGCAUGUUGUCACCAUCAGAAGGCCUGGCAUAAUUCAUCCGUCUGGUGUUGCUGUUUGUAAAGGCAAUAAUGAUUUACUCUCAACUCUUGACUCUGACCCAGAACAAUAUAAUUUCAAGGAGAGGCAUAUAUCCAAGCUUCAUAGAUAUGCCAGUCACAGCUCUUAUUUCUUUAUCACCCAGGGUACAGUGGUGGUAGUGGGGUUUGGAAUUGGGGAAGUCUAGGGUCCAGGUUUAUUUCUCUUACAGUGGCAUCCUGGGUUCUUUGUAGAUCAUUCUCCCCUAUUUGCUAUGUGUCAAUGCCAAGAUUUCCCAAAUGGACCAACAACCCAAAGAUUUGACCUUCUAUUUGCAAGAUAAUCCCGACAUCAGAAAAUUCUUACCUGGGGGCCCCUAGACCUCCAAAGGGGUCCAUGAAUAGAUUUCAGGGUGGGGGAGGUGAAUUUAGCUGAGAAAACCCCUCAAGUCUUUAUUUUUCAUGAACUUCUAACUGAAA